This is a messenger RNA of Hyaloscypha bicolor E, 2041 nucleotides long. RefSeq lists its product as uncharacterized. The transcript has 3 exons. Gene Ontology annotation, cellular component: fungal-type vacuole membrane. Gene Ontology annotation, biological process: basic amino acid transport; transmembrane transport. The coding region runs from base 424 to 1923 and encodes 499 amino acids. The record is from RefSeq and is a predicted model, not a curated record. Lineage: Eukaryota; Fungi; Ascomycota; Leotiomycetes; Helotiales; Hyaloscyphaceae. Gene Ontology annotation, molecular function: basic amino acid transmembrane transporter activity.
UUUAUCUUGGGACGGCAUCUCUAUAGAAAAUUCCAGAAUCGCAAUAACCCUCAACAACCCGGUCCUCAUGACGAGAAGAAGAAGUCCAAGCAAGUUCCUCACUGUGAGCAUCAGCUUGCUCAAACAAACGAAGCCAGCGGCGAUGCUGUUCCGAACGAGAAAGAAUCCAACACGGGCCAUCAAACAAUUCCAGACGAGAAGCGCGGCUCAAAACAUUGCGCUCAAUGUAUCGUGGAUAAAAAAAGGGCAAAAAUUUACAGAUGGAAACUUAUCCUUGCGCUCUUAAUUCCGAACUGCAUGGCGUCAAUGGAUGCUACAAUCACUGCUACUGCAUUACCGACUAUCGCUUCUCACUUCAACUAGCUUACUCAGUUCAAUUGGAUCGUUACAGCCUUCACACUCACAUCAACUUCCACAAUUCUGAUGUACGGACAAGUCUCCGACGUGUUUGGCCGCCACUCUGUGAUUCAAGCCUCCAUCUUAUUUAUUCUCGUCGGCAGCGUUCUCGGAGCCGCCGCGCAGGUAUGGCCGAUGCUGCUGCUAGGCCGUGCGUUUCAAGGACUCGGCUUCGCAGGACUCGGAAUCGUCACGAAGCUUAUUCUGUCGGACAAGGUCUCACUUCGAGAGAACUCCGUGAACAACACAAUCUUCGCACUCUUGAAUGGUCUGAGCGUUGGAGUUGGGCCUGUGAUUGGGGGGUAUCUAACCAAGGCUUCCUGGCGCUGGUGCUUCAUUAUCAACGUCCCUAUUGCUGCGAUCAGCCACGUUGCAGUUUUCUUCCUCCUUCGAAAAGAGCUCAUCAAAGCCCAACCUCACAAACGGGAAGACGGAGGCGGCAAGAUCACCGUUAUCGAGACGCCGACGCUCCUCACGAAACUCUCAAUCAUUGAUUACGGGGGGAUGCUUCUGUUCUUCUUCGGCGCCGGGCUCAUGAUUCUAGGCCUUACCUGGGGUGGGGUUACAUAUCCGUGGAAAUCAACGUCGGUCCUAGCUCCUCUAAUCAUCGGUUGUGUCCUCUUCCUCUUGUUUUUCAUUUACGAAUACUUUAUGGCACCCGGUCGCAUACUGUCCCGGAUUUUCCCAUCCCAGGAUCCAAUGAUCCCUCUGAGCUUAUUCAGAGUACGAGAUAUGAGCCUGCUUGCCUACCUCAAUUUCUCAACCGGCAUGGCCCUCUUUUCCGUCUUCUACUUCGUGGGUAUAUGGUUCACUGUCGUGCAGCAAUACAACUCAGGUAAAGCUGGUACCCAAUUAACAUAUUAUAUGCCUGGGCUUGGUGUUGGUGCAUACGGGGCGAUAUUCCUAUGCAACGUGUGGCCGAGAGAAACAUUCUUUCCCCUGCUCUUCGGAUCGGCUUUAGAGCCCCUGGGAAUUGGAAUGCUGACCUGGGCACUGAACACCGGACGACCGAAUGUGGUCAGUGGGAUGGUUGGAUUUGCAGGAGUUGGUACGGGGCUUCGGCUCAUGCCUGGAAUGCUGCAUGCUGUCGGCUUGCGUUCCCGAUUGAAGGCUCGGGGUCUGGCUGUGAUGAGCUUUGCCUUUGGCUUUGGGGGUACCCUUGGCAUUGCUAUCAUGAGCUCCGUCUUCAGCAACAAAUUGUCGAAUCGCAUCACAAGCGUAUCUCAUGUCACGUCGAAUACAACCUCGAGUGUCGGGAAUAUUGACGCUUUGUCACCUGCUGACCAGGCGAUUGUGCGUAGAUGGUUCAGUGAUGCUGUCUACUGGGCUUACAUUUCCAUCCUGCCUUUUCUCGGUCUUGCUGGUGUGUUGUCGUUUUUUCUUGGGAACGUCAAGAUUACCAGCCAAAAACAGGAUGCAGAGGGAGAGAUCGAUACUAGUGGAAAUGUUGAGGACGUUCCAUAUUUGUGGUGGUUGGCUACUGCGAAACGUCGGCGGGCAGUCAGAGAAGCUCAGACAGUUGAAUGAGGGUAUUUUCGGCGUUUCUUUCAUUCUUUCAUCGUGCUAUUCACGACAGAUUGUUGUAUUACCUCCUAAAGGUUUAGCACUGGUAGAGGCCUUGAAGCAUGAGGGAAGUCAUGAUUCU